Protopolystoma xenopodis is the source of this 561-nucleotide messenger RNA. Lineage: Eukaryota; Metazoa; Platyhelminthes; Monogenea; Polystomatidea; Polystomatidae. The record is from the annotation of a GenBank genome assembly.
AUGCUUAUUCCCGAGCAGACGGUUCCCGCCAACAUCCCAGAAGAGACAUACAGUACAGCUCGUUCAACCUCCCGCUUCGGCGAGCUCAUGACCGGUCUGGCAGACAAAGAUCACCUGCAGCGUCUGGGCACGCCGGAAUCGCCUCUUAUGCCUGCAGUCUCGUGUCCCGCAUACACCCACCCUCCUUCAGGCAGCUUCUCCCAUUCCAAUCCUCUCGGACAGGCCUACACCUACUCCCUCUCCUCCUCCUCCUCCUCCUCCUCGCCCCCCUCAUGCUCGUCGACGUCUUCGUUUCCCGCACUCGGGCAGAUGAACCCCACUGAACUGGUACACCCUCUAUCCACUUCUGGCCCUUGUGGCAACCAGACAAUGCUGCUGGCCUCACAGUCCUCUCUGCCAGUCCUAUUCCCCUCGUCUGAGGCUGGCACCGGAGCAGGCUCCUUCUCAUGUUAUUCACUCAAGUUCGACGGCCCACAGCAUCACUCGUCACCUUCGGCACCGGCAGCCGGCAACUACUCUCUGAUGCUCCAUCCCGCCCAUCAGGUAGCCCUUCUCUCGUAG